Salvelinus sp. IW2-2015 is the source of this 1229-nucleotide messenger RNA. Lineage: Eukaryota; Metazoa; Chordata; Actinopteri; Salmoniformes; Salmonidae. The record is from RefSeq and is a predicted model, not a curated record.
ACCCCCCGUCAACCUUCAGUUCUGAAGCUACUGCACAGGAUCAGUCAUUCAGUUUAUAAUCUUACCAAAUAGAGUAAAUCUGCAUUGGGUGGAUUUUUUAUUAUUUUAUUUGUCGAUUUUCAUCACUGACCUCGUUGCUGACGGUAACAUUAAGUUGUAUCCCGUCUUGUCUUAUUCCACAGGGCUCUGAGUCAUCUGUCGAAAUGCAUGUGCUGCUUCUGAAAGAACCAAGAGAGGGAGGCUCUGGACCAGAUCCUUACAUCAAGCUGUUCCAGCCAGAACAACAUGGAGGGCUGAUUUUUACCAGCCCGAGGGCGGUGGAGGCAGUCAAAAUGUGUCUUGAAGAGGAUGAAAGAACGGAACAGUGGAACAAGGACUUUAAAGACAAAUGGAAUGCCAAGUCCAUCUAUGUUGUUGGGAAGGCUACUGCAGCGUUAGUGGAAAACCUAGGUCUGAUCCCCCUGGGAGAGGACACUGGGACUGCAGACGUUCUCUCCCGCCUCAUCCUUCAACGAGAGGACACCAACAUAUUACCACUUCUCUUCCCCUGUGGUUCCAUUAAAAGAGACGUUUUACCUACUGCUUUGAGGGAAAACGGAGUUCCUCUAGACACACUGAUGGUUUAUCAGACAUCUCAACAUCCUGACCUGGAGAAGAACCUAAAGAACCAUUUUACAGAGCAGGGUGUUCCAGCCAGCAUUGCUUUCUUCAGCCCGUCGGGAGUCAAGUUCUGUUUGGAAACGGUGAGAAGACUGUCAGGUSAACAACUUAAGCAGAUCAAGUUUGCAGCCAUAGGACCCACCACAGCAGAUGCCAUGACAGCAGAGGGGCUAUCGGUCAGCUGCUCKGCAGACAAACCUACAGCUGAGCACCUAGCCACAGGGAUAGCAAAGGCUCUACAGUGACAGACUGACGAGACAGACCACAAACCAACCUGAKAACGUGAUCCGUCCCCCAUCACUUUCUCAAUCAACCUCUGUGAAAUGGAUUGUGCUAUUGCAUUCUUUGGGAUUGKUUUAUCUCUGUGAAGUAUUUGCUAUUAUUUGUGGCUUUUUAUGUCAUAUUUUGAUCCCGUUAACCAUCUGUAUAUUUAUUAUAUUGUCAUGUGUUGUUGUGCACKAGAUAUUGUAAUGCUUUAUGCCUAUUUGUUGACACUGAAUGUAUCAAAUCAUGCUCUUAUAAACWUGUGAAUACACUGAGCUGAUGGAAGUAUUGUUUUUAUGGUAAAA